CUGCACCGAGGCUGUCGGUGAACACCCAGGCCGACCCUGCUCGGGCGCCCAAGACCCAGACUCGGCAGCGGAGAACCUGCUGCCCACACAGGCCUCCGCUCAGCUCGCCGGCCGCAAGCGGCCCGCACACAGGGCGCCAGACUGUCAGGAAGGAAGACCCAACGGUGCCCGCUGCCCCUCCCGCCGCGGGCUCACCUGGACAGCGCGGACCAGUCCUUCCUGCCGCCGGACAUGCUGCCAGGGCCGCGAGCUCUGCGGGGCCACCUCACCUGCGCGCCCCUCCCCCGCCGCCGGCCCAGGCUGCGGGGAUCAAGCAACUUAUCGUCACACGUUGGUGACACCAGGCCAGCAGUGCGAGAGGUGACAAGGCCUUGGAGAGCUCCGGGCAGAGGCCAAGGCAGGACCGCGAGCCAUGCAGCCUUUCCAGGAAAGAGAAGGAGGGAACAGCGCAGCCCGUGUCCCCGGAGCCUCGGGUCUAGGGCCCGACACCCUCGGAGCCUGCCGUCUGUCCCACAUGGUGUCAGCGACAGCGCCUCAACCCGGGAAGAAAAACACUCCCAGUCAUUUGAAGCUUGGCCCUUCCGGGGACCCUUCAUGGAGCCAAGGGACAGUCAGUCAGGAAAACGGGUAGGUAAGCAGAGGCACCGUCAUCGCUUCAUGUCCCAGCACAGAAAACGAGCCACAGGUCAGUGUCUCCACCGGGAUGAAUGUCUCGCCCUCAACCUCGAACAAAGAAACGGGCAGAAGCAGAAGGCACGCACGCCCGUCAGACGCGAAGUAGGCCAGCACGCCUUAGGGGUUCCUAAAGCUGUGGCGACACGACGCAGACGGGCCAGGGAACGAGGCACGAAGUGUCGGCCCGCGUCCCCCUUUGUGGAGAAGGAGGGUUGGGACGGGGGUGAGGGGUCCACGGGGGCCUCCAAAAUCCGGGCAACACCCUAUUUCUUAAAACGUGAGGGUGUUCACUUUAUGAUUCUGUCAACUGUCCAAACAUCUCGCACUGGGAGCGUGUGCUGUCGCUGCCUCUGGGGAGAGGCUCGGAGAUGGCUCCUCACACGGGAAGUCCCUGGUCCAGGCCAGGGCUUUCUGAGACUUCCCAGCCGUCGGCGGGAGGGCCCACCUCUCCCCUCCCCGAGCAGAUGAGCAGACGUCAGGCUCUGGAAUUCCCCACCCGAACGGCGCUGCCACCGCUUGAUCUUGUGAAGCAAGGACAUUGAAACGCAACUGCCGCCCGCCGUCCCCCCGCCCACGCUAAAGAAUAUUUUAAUAGUAAACGGCUGAAGUUAAGGCGAGCCCACACGCAGGACACGGGAGCGCUCUUCACGGAGACCCGAGUGCAGUGGCCCCACCAUUGAAAGUUGGGUCACCGAGAGCCGAUUAGGCAUCGCCAUGCCCACAGCAGGCAGCCGCCAGCCUGCACGCUGCGUGCGUGUGCCCACGCACCACUCCCCGCUUCAGGUGGGCAGUCACCAGUGGGCACACACCCCUCCGCCGGGACUCAGGGCUCAGGACACCUGCCCUGGCUCCCAGGUGAGGCCACACUUCUCUCCCGAACCCCAAGCAAAGGGCCAGGUCACCCAGGUUUGGCGCUGGAGCCAGGUGGGUGCUGAGCCGGGGCUAGAGGCGGCCCACCUGCUCGGCUGCCCAGGCCUCUGCCCACACCCAGCACCCCCAGUGGACUAAGAAUCCAGGGACCUGCAUUUUUGCCCCAGUUAGCGUUGUGACCUUAAGCAAGUCACUGUCCGUCUCUGGGCCUCCAGAGCCAGCCUGCAGUGCUCUGUGCCAGGAGUUAUGGAGCUCAGCUGCUCAGCCCUGGCCUCAGGGGACCCGCAGGCCAGCCCGGGGGGUGUGUCCUGGAGUGAGAGAAUGUCCUCACCCUCCAGGGAAGGGCCUGGCCGCCAGCCUUGGGGCUUUUCCAGGAGAGACCCCUGCUGUGGUCUGGGGAGGAGGCUGCCUCCCAGCGGCCUGUCCUGAGCUUCCACAGCUUGGUCACCCAGCUGGAACAUAACUGCCCCCCGGCUGCGCAGCCCUUGGGGAGUGUGACUCCCUUCGCGGGGGGCCAUCAGGCUAAUGUUUAACCGGCUCCCUCCCCACAGGGCACGUGAGACACCGUGGCUUAGCGCCACCCGUGGAGGGAGGGACCUUGUGUGGAUGGGGAGCCGAGGCUGGCCUCCAGAGGGCCAGGCCGGGACACGCAGAGACGAGACGGUGGCAGGUGGCAAUCUGCCCUGGUUUCUACCAAGGAGCACCAGGCCCAGCCAGCUGCUCUGUGUCAGUUUGCCACAGACCCCUCCCCCAAGGAGCCCCCAGGUCCAACUGUGGCCCACUGCCAUUUGGGUGUCAUUGGCUAUGGAGGAGCUAUAGGAACUCCCCGGUGUGGGUUGGGAGCUCUGCACCCCCAGCCGAGUCCCUUGGGAGAGUGGCUGGCUGGGCUCUGCUGAGGCCAGUCUGACCCCAAAAAGGGCGCCCCGGGGCCAGGCUGACCGGGGCUCCGGCCUCCCGUGUGCCCUGCAGAGGCAGGAGCAGCAGGCUCGCCCCGCAGGCCCACGUUUCCUCCAGUGAAUCUGGGAUAAGCUGCCUGCUCCUUAGGCUUCGUGAGAGCAGAGUGUUGUAGCCGUGAAAACACAGCGUCGGGUUGUGCACGAUUGAGAUAAGGACCGGGAGUCCGGACGCUGACAGACUGCCCGGCCGGGUCCUGGCCCCCCGUUUCCUGGCCGUGUGACCGUGGGAGGCGCCGAUCUCUCUGUGCCCUGGUUUACCCAUCUGCGAAGUGGUUUUUCCCUCCCGAGACGGUGACGUGAAGACUAACUGAAUAAAUUAACUGGGCAGAGGGUGCCCGGGGCCCGGUCCGUGUGCUGUCACUCGGUGGAGGCCCAGCUCUCAGCCCUGCUCUCCUGCGUCCAGUCCGGGUCCCGCUGGCCCUCCAUACUGAGAGGGGGCUGGAGGUGACUCUCCAGACACCGUGCCACCCCCCAGGCCCUGUCCACGCUUCAAGAGAAGGCCCAGCCCCGCUCCCAGCUGGCUCUCCCGCCAAGGAGCCCUCCCCUUCCCGUCCGCCCAGGGCCUCACAGGCCUCGCGCUCGGGGGUGUUUGCACCUGCCCCUGCCCUUGCAGCAUCCGUCCCCACAGGAGGUCGGCCAGUCUAGCCCUCCAGGAAGCGGGAGGGACCGGCGACCUCCGGGCCUGGAACAGGCCGUGGCCCUCCCCCGGGCCCUUGCCUCGGGCGUGUGCUACCGGCCCAGCGCUUCCGCCCAUAGGCUGAGUCAGGCCUGGGGCUGGCCUCCCGCCAUUGGGGGGCCGGAUGGGGACCCCAAUCUGCCGGGACAUGGUUAAUAGUCGGCUGGCAGAACGGACUUGGCUUUGUGACCUGGGGCCCGGCUCUCAGAAGGGCAGAGGGGAGGCCGAGCCGAGGGCCAGGGCAGGUGGGUUCUCAUCGUCCGUGGCACGGAGCGUGCAGUCAGGCCCUCCAGCUUGGUGCGACGCGCAUGUGAGGCCAGCAUGUCUGUGCCCGAGGGUUUGGGGUGCCGUGGGGGUUCUGCUCCUGGCACAGGCCUGCCUGCCUUUCUGCCCGGGGAGCUGUCCGUAGCAGGAGCCUCGAGCGGAGUGCUGCCCCCAACGCCCGCCAUGUCGCUCAUCGCCCGCCGGCUGGCAGCCGAGCAGCCCUGGGUGCCAGAGCCGGCCCCCGCGAGGCGCUCACACUGCACUUUGCACCCAGCUCCUGGCAUUUAUGACGGACAAUACACUGGGAGCAGAGGGCGGGACCAGGACACACAGGCCGGUGGGACGGGGCUGCUCCGCUCUUGGGGUCAUAAGCCAAGGGGCCCAGGUCGGGGACCAGCCACGUCCUCCGCGGGGCAGAGUCCCGAGGACGCUGCCCCGAGAAGCCAGGCUCCACGCUGGCCCCGAGCUCUGCUCUCUGCUCCACCGGAGCCACUCUGCUCGGCGUGGGGGGCGGGGAGGCUGCCCAGUCUCCCCACGCCCCAGCCGGCCGGCGCCCAUCAGCCUGCUUUGUGUCCCAUGUCAGUGGGAUGGAGAAAGGACCCGGGCCCGGAGGACAGACCGCUGCUGCCCCACCCGGGGAACGACCCGUCAGUCCUGGAAUGUGAAGGGAAAUAGCUCUGUCCAGGGUGGAGGCAGGUGAGCCCAGCAGGUGUGGGGCGAGGUGGAAAGGCGCGAUCUGGUGGCCAGAAGCAGAACUGCAGGGUGUCCCUCUGGCGGACCAGGACACUGACCCGCCCCUGCCUGUGUAGGCAGGACAGGGUGGGGGCUGGAAGUGCCCUCAGCUCUCAGCCAGAACAUUCAGGAGCAUCCAGCGGCUCCAGGGGCAGGGGCCCCAGAGGAAGGGGACUAGCAAGGGGCUCGGAAAGGAGGGGGCCAUCCGAUGGCUGGAGCCGUGGGGGCUGGGGUGAGCUGUGCAUCGGGUGCUGAGGGUGUGCUGUGGAGGUCACCAGUCACCGAGGCGGGACAGAGGGCUCCCAGGGGCACCCAGUUCCUGAGCUGUCGUGACACGGAACUCCCACGUGGAGCCAGCACAGCUCUGUCUUCACAGACACCCGCCUCCCCUCUCCCACGCCCUCGCCGCCAGAGCCACAGAAAUGGCCAGACGCUGGGGCUUUAAUGAAGGCCGCUCUGCACGUCACAGCAGUCGAGGGAGGCAGCGGGGGCGGUGUGUCCGUGAACCCCAGCUCCGGGGGGAGGCACUCAGGCUGCAGGCAGAGGUGGGGCAGGGUGGGGCCGGGGUGCAGAGAGGUGCAGGGGAAGGAGCACGCAGGGGCCCAGAACCAGCGCGGCAAGUGGCCUGUGGGGACAGAGAGGCGGCAGCCGUCAGUCCCGCUGACCAUGUGCCCUUGGCGGGUCCCUGACUUCCCCGGGCACAGGCAGCCCCUGGACUUCUCAGCCCACAGGGGCUCCCAGGAAGCCUGGGCCCCAG
This is a messenger RNA of Pteropus alecto (black flying fox), 4930 nucleotides long. RefSeq lists its product as uncharacterized. Lineage: Eukaryota; Metazoa; Chordata; Mammalia; Chiroptera; Pteropodidae. Bases 232 to 1143 code for a protein of 303 amino acids. The transcript has 5 exons. The record is from RefSeq and is a predicted model, not a curated record.